UGCGGCGAUAGAGGGGAGGCACUGAUCUGCGGGGCCUGCUGGGGAGGUGAGGGAAGCUGAUGAGGGGCUGCUAGUGGGUGCUCAGCACCCAUCAUUUUUCCCCAUAGAUGUUCCAGCCCCAGAAUAUCCACGGAAUCAGCGCCUAUGUUUUAAAUGUUUGCCAAGCCUAAGGGGCGGUUCCCUGGACCUAGCUGAAAAUACAGUGUCUGAGGGAUUGACUGGCAGCUUUCCGUGUGCUGACAGCCAAGAGAAGCAGUCAUGAGUCUGAUCCUGGCAGGAAAUGGAGACAGAGCUUGCUUCAGGCACAGGGUUCCCUGGAAAAGCAGGUGUAGACUUCUGAGUAAGGAAACUGCCUGCUGCUGUUUGUUUGUACUGUCUUCAGGGCACAGGAAUGUGUGGGACAUUGUCUGUAAAUAAUAAUGACUGCACAAAAGAAAUAUGUGAUUUUUAUAAUCAAUUUCUCCUCCGAAGGGAAGAAAGGAGCGAGGCCCCAAACACUGGCUAACUCCUCAGGUCAAAGGAGCAAUGGUACGACCUGGGUCAGAAUCUAGACCUAUGGCAGCAAAUGCGUUGCUGGGAAACAUUUGUGGGGAGCUCCAGCGGCAAACAGCCUGUGCAGGGGAGUAGAUUGCUGCUCAUUGUGGACUUCAACAUACCUAGCUUUGUGUCCUGAGCAGUCCUUAUUGUUCCUUCUCUCAGAGCUGACACUUCUUUCCCCAGAGUCAGACAAACCAAAACAUGGAUCCCUGGCUUGUGUUCCCCCCCAGGAGAACCAGUACACGUAGUGAUUAUGAGCUCAGUAUUGACCCAAGGAGAAAAAAAUUAUGGGAGGAGACUGGAACAGCUGGAAUGGGGUGGGGAGAGAACAGAAGACCAGAUAUCCCAGCAGCCAUGGCCUCAGGGACUCCUGUACAGGAAAUCCAAGAGGAAACCAAAUGUCCCAUCUGCCUGGAAUAUCUGACAGACCCAGUGUCCAUACACUGGGGGCACAAUUUCUGCCGAGUCUGCAUUACUCAGUACUGUGGUACAUGGACAAAGGGGGACUAUGACCCUGUGUGCUGCCCCAACUGCAGAGCCCGAAUCCGGAAAGUGAGUCUCCGGAAUAACUAUCAGCUAGCAAAUAUAGUGGAAAAAAUCAAACAACUAGAUUUAAAACCAGGAAAAGAGAAUUUGUGUGAGAGUCACAACAAAUCCCUGGAUCUGUUCUGUGAAGAGGAGUUGGAAGCCGUGUGUGUGGUUUGUGAGAGAUCCCCCGAGCACAGAUCUCACAAGGUGCUUCUCAUGGAGGAGGCUGCCCCGAAAUAUAAGGAAAAAUGUCAGGUGCAUUUGAAGACUCUGAGGAAAGAAAGAGAAAAGUUGCUUGGAUUUAAAGUGACUGGAGAGGAGAAAAGCCAGGAGAAACUGAAACAGAUACAAAAGGAGAGGCAGAAGAUCAUUUCUGAAUUUCAGCAACUGCUGCAGUUCCUGGAGGAACAAGAGCAACUCCUGCUGGCCCAGCUGGAAAAGCUAGACAAGGAGAUUGUGAAGAUACAGAAUGAAAAUAUCACCAAACUCUCUGAGGAGAUUUCCCGUCUCAGUGAGCUGAUCAGUAAGAUGGAGAGGAAGUGUCAGAAACCAGCAACUGAAUUCCUGCAGGAUGUCAGAAAUACUUUGAGCAGGUGUGAGAAGGGGAAGUUCCAGCAGCCAUUGGAGAUUUCUCCUGAACUGGAAAAGAGACUCAGUGACUUCUUCCAGAAAACUAUUGCUCUAAUGAAGACUCUGAGGGAAUUCAAAGCUACUCUGCCAUCUAUACUGGAGACAAAAAGAGGAGAAUCCCUGGGAUCACUCAGACUGGUGAAUGUGACUCUGGAUCCAGACACGGCUCACCCCCAACUCGUCCUGUCUGAGGAUCGAAAAAGUGUGAGAUGGGAAGACACAGCACAGGAUCUGCCCAACAAUCCUGAGAGAUUUGACACUAACCUCUGUGUGCUGGGCUGUGAGGGUUUCACCUCAGGGAAACAUUACUGGGAGGUUUCAGUGGGGGAUGGGCUCUACUGGGCUGUGGGGGUGGUCAAUGAGUCUGUGAGCAGGAAAGGGCGGAUCAGCUGUAACCCUGAGAAAGGGAUCUGGGCUGUGGAGUGCUGCUGGGGUCACUGCCAGGCUCUCACCUCCCCUGAGACCCCCCUGCCUCUCAGCCAGGUCCCCAGCAGGCUUGGAGUAUACCUAGACUGUGGACGGAGGCAGGUGACAUUUUUCGAUGCUGGUGACGGGGCCCCGAUCUUCGCUUUCCCACCGGCCUCUGUCACUGGGGGGAGAAUCCGCCCCUGGUUCUGGGUGGGGUGGCCGGGAUCUCAGCUCAGACUUUGGCCCUGAGACACAUGGCAAAGGGAAACAUCCUACUGGGGACCCUGAAACCAGCCUCUCUAGCUUCAUGCAGUGCAGCCUCUACUGUCUUGAGGCAGGGGUCUCUGAUCUGUCAAACCAUAGAGCGCAAGGAGUGAUGGAGGCAGAGAAGCCAACUUCAUUGCCCCAAGGAUUUUGCAGCCUGUUUGUCACUGUUCUCCUGUGACCCAGGAUGACUCUGUAGAUCUGGGCUCAGAUAGUGCCAUUGAAAAUGGGGAUGGGGAGGUGGAGGGAUAAGAAUGAAAAAAAAAUGGGCUUCUCUAGCUACUGUCAUCCAAGUCUCUGUGACCCUGGAGGACUUCCAUCUACCCAGUCCCUGGCUCUUCAUCUCUAUGACCCAUGGAAGCUCCUCCUCCCUCCCUCUAUGUAGCACCAAGGAUGGGAGGUGGAGGGGCUGAAGAACCUGUGGGGCUGCAGGAGCAGAGGAGCCCCAAGGGACAGAUGUGAGGGCUGGACACGGAGCAGAAUUAAUAGCUGGGCUGGGGACAGGCAGAUGUGGGGGUGGUAGGGACCCAGAAUUAAUUAAUCAGGGUUUGGGGAGUUGGGGAGAAGCUGGAUGCUCCGCAGCAGCAGGGAGGGUUUUGUACAGAUCAGUGAUGUUUUAUAAAUCUUUGUCCCUUUUGUGUUCCCUUUCCUUUCAUAUUGUUCAUUUUUUACUCACCAUUGUCUAGCACUCAUUUCCCAAACCUGUUGAUUUCUGUGUGUCUCUUCCACUCUCCUCUGGUCUCUGUCACAGAUCAUUCCCCAUAUUGUUCUCCAUUCUUUCCCCUGAAUUUGUCCCUUCCCCUCUCAUGGCCUCUGGCUGUUUCCCCUUUCACCCUUUCUCCAGGACACACUGUUCAUUUUGUUUUACUUUAUCUUUUCCUUUUGUUUCUUCUAUUCUUUCUGGUUCAGUCCCUCCUCCUCCCCCCCCGGCUAGGUGAGUCUGUAACUCAUUAAUUUCAUAUGUUACUUCCUUGAUUUUGUUGCCAUUUUAGUACUAUUAAAAAAAAUGUUUCCAAAAUAUGAGGGUCUCUUUUUCAUUAUUGUGGGUAUUGAAGCUGCUUCUCAGCUUCUUUUCACUCUGAUGGGUAUUUACUAUAAAUA
Messenger RNA from Gopherus evgoodei (Goodes thornscrub tortoise), 3468 nucleotides. RefSeq names its product zinc finger protein RFP-like. The transcript is spliced from 8 exons. Gene Ontology annotation, molecular function: protein binding; zinc ion binding. Lineage: Eukaryota; Metazoa; Chordata; Testudines; Testudinidae. The record is from RefSeq and is a predicted model, not a curated record. Bases 739 to 2352 code for a protein of 537 amino acids.